Messenger RNA from Acromyrmex echinatior (Panamanian leafcutter ant), 1680 nucleotides. RefSeq names its product CWC25 spliceosome associated protein homolog. NCBI's taxonomy places the organism in Eukaryota, Metazoa, Arthropoda, Insecta, Hymenoptera, Formicidae. Gene Ontology annotation, cellular component: U2-type spliceosomal complex. The record is from RefSeq and is a predicted model, not a curated record. Gene Ontology annotation, biological process: mRNA splicing, via spliceosome.
GUUGUUUGCUGCUGCCUGCCGAGGCGUUGUGACGCUACCUUGCUUAACCUACGAAAAGAUUCGUUAAAAGAGAACGAAACGGAAGAGGAAAUUAAGUGAUGGUGAAAAUUGUGAAUAUAAACUGAGAAUAAUAUUUGUAUGUGUCAUACAAAUCUUUUCACAUUAAAAAGUGAAUUUUUCUUGAUAAUUCUAACUACGUAUUAAUAUAUUACGUAGCAGUGUAUUAUCUUACUGUGGACAUUUUAUCUAACAUUGUUAUAAACACGAUGGGAGGUGGAGAUUUGAAUUUGAAAAAGUCAUGGCAUCCAUCUACCAUGAAGAACAUUGAGAAAGUAAGGAAGGCGGAGCAGCAAAAUGAUCAAGAGAAUAAGCGGAUAGCAGAGUUGAAAAAGGAAAUUGAAAUGGAGAAAGAUUUGGAAGACAUAAAAAAAUAUGCUAUAGAACAAGGUGUAAUAGAGAAAAAGGAUGAUAUGAAAUUAGACUGGAUGUAUAAAGGGCCAAAUCAAAUGGUUGACAGAGAGGAGUAUUUGUUAGGAAGACCAGUUGACAAAGCUUUUGAGCAAAUGCAACAGGCGGAAAAAGAUUCAGAGAUGAAUAGAAUGCCAAAAAAUCAUGUUGAAUAUGGUAAGUUAGAUACACUUGAGCAACCAUCCAAAACUAAAAGUGAUAAAAAGAAAAAGAAGUCGCUGCAUAAGUUGAUGCAGAGUGAUAGUAGCGAGGAUGAGGCUAAGUUGGAUGUUUUAUUAGCCACUAAAUAUAAACAAUUGAAAGAUAUCAAUGAAAAAUAUUUGCUAAAAUCGAUGAAGAAAAUAAAACGUAAUAAAACGAAAAAGUCAAAGAAGCAUCAUGAUUCUGACAGCGAAAUAGAUAACAGCAAUGAUGACACUUCUAUUAAAAGAAGACGACACAAACAAAGAAAGCAAAAGAAAAGUAAAAGUGAUAGUGAUGAUAAUACUGAUAGUAAUAGUAAGAACAUCACUAAACGUGAGACGGAAUAUGAUAGGAAAUAUUCGAGAAACGAUACAAGAUUAGAUGAUACCAAGAAUCAAGAUCGAAAAAGAAAAUUGAGUGAAGAUAGAAAUUCGAAAUACGAAAGAAGUCAAAAGCAUGGAGAAGAAGAUAAUAAACGACCACGAUACGAUAGUAAACAAAGAGAUGAUUCGAGAAAUAAAUACAAUGAUAAAAGAAGAUACUCAAUGGAGAAGGAAAGAACAAUAUUUAAUAGCGGAAGAACAUCAGCUAUUAGAUCUAUCCCCAAUACCGAUCACAUUAAAUUUAAGGAUAGACAAGAAGAAAAAUACAGGUCGAAAACAAGACCAAGUCUUACUGAAGAGGAAAAGGAACAGCGGCGAAAAGAGAUGAUGGCAAACGCAGUGUGGCGUGAUAAAGAAAGAGAGAAAAACGUGAAAAUGUAUCGUGAACAAGAGAAGAAAGAAGAACAAAAUAUUACAUUGAAUAAUAAGGAUUUCAUCAGAAAACAAUUAGUCAUCGCAACAGAAAUGGGUACCGUCGCGUCUAGGAUCAAAGCUAACCUUAAUAAUAUACAACGUUCCGGACGAGCAAUGGACACAAAUUUCGCUAAAAGAUGAUUUUAACUUCAAUUAAUGUAUACUUUGUACAGUUACAUAGUAUUAGCAUGUUUUUAUGCAAAAAUUCGACAUAAAUGUAAAAUGUAUUUAA